UCCAACAGCGCCGCCGUUUGCAGAAGGAAGUUCCUUACGCUGCAGCACUUCCGAUUUCAAGAUGGUCGCCCGAGCUAUUUAAGUGAGACCUCCUCCACCUUUCUGCGUUUGUGUGUGUUUUUAAAAGCUGGGUAUGACGCACUAAAGGGCCCGACGGAAAUAGAACUAAAGGGGUUCUAAAAUGGCGAACCGCACAGUGAAGGAUGCGCACAGCAUCCACGGCACCAACCCUCAGUACCUGGUGGAGAAGAUCAUUCGGACUCGAAUCUAUGAAUCCAAGUACUGGAAGGAGGAGUGCUUUGGGCUGACGGCUGAACUCGUAGUGGACAAAGCCAUGGAGUUAAGGUUUGUGGGUGGCGUCUAUGGUGGCAACAUAAAGCCAACACCCUUCCUGUGUUUGACAUUAAAGAUGCUUCAGAUUCAACCGGAGAAGGAUAUCAUUGUUGAGUUUAUAAAAAAUGAAGACUUCAAGUAUGUUCGCAUGUUGGGAGCACUUUACAUGAGACUGACAGGCACUGCAAUUGAUUGCUACAAGUACUUGGAGCCUCUGUACAACGACUAUAGGAAAAUUAAGAGCCAGAAUCGAAAUGGGGAGUUUGAACUGAUGCAUGUAGAUGAGUUCAUUGAUGAACUACUGCACAGUGAGAGAGUCUGUGAUAUCAUUUUGCCCCGGCUACAGAAACGCUACGUGCUAGAGGAAGCUGAGCAAUUGGAGCCUCGGGUUAGCGCUCUAGAAGAGGACAUGGAUGAUGUAGAGUCCAGUGAAGAGGAGGAAGAGGAAGAUGAGAAGUUGGAGAGAGUACCAUCACCUGAUCACCGCCGGAGAAGCUACCGAGACUUGGAUAAGCCCCGUCGCUCCCCCACACUGCGCUACAGGAGAAGUAGGAGCCGGUCUCCCAGAAGGCGGAGUCGGUCUCCCAAAAGGAGGAGCCCCUCCCCACGCCGAGAAAGGCAUCGGAGCAAGAGUCCACGACGUCACCGGAGCAGGUCCCGAGACAGACGGCACAGAUCCCGCUCCAAGUCCCCAGGUCAUCACCGCAGUCACAGACAUAGGAGCCACUCAAAAUCUCCUGAAAGAUCUAAGAAAAGCCACAAGAAGAGCCGGAGAGGGAAUGAGUAAUGGACUCAGUUUGGGUUUAGUCCAAAUGGCCUACUGCAGACAUGAAAGCAUCUCUGCAUGUAGAAUGAUUAUGAUCUACUCCCGAGGCAGCUAUGAGAAUAUUUUAAUUUUUUUUUUUUUACCUAAAAGUGUCUCCACCUUUUUUUUUUUUAAUGAAAGAGGUGCUGAGUUUUGUAUCUCUUUUUUAAUACUAUUCCAUGUUUGAGGGAUUAUGCUCCCCAAGGGCUGCUUUUGACCCCUUUGUACAACCAACAUUGAGGAUUUGAGGAUGUGACCACCUAGUGAUCCUUUUGUUAUUAAAUUUAAAACACCCAUUUUCCAUCAUUCUGUAGUUUAGUUUUUUGUUUGCUUCAUAAUUGGAACUGUUCUGAGACUCCUAAGAUUUGUGCAGCUGUUGCAUUGAAAGGUCAAGUUAGUAAAACAUAUUAGUGCCAAAUUUUUUUCUCCAGCAGUAGCAAGUGACAGUAAACAUGAAAACCGACCCAUUACCAGCAACUUUGUACGGAAAGAAUGCAAAUGUAAGUCUUCUUAUGGACUGUUUAACCCAGAGGCAUUGAACAGUUCAACAAAGUAAUUUAACACCUUUUAAGAGUAUUCUUUCCGUGUUUCUUCCACAUAAGCCUUGAAUUCUAGGUUAAGAUGCUUAGCCUUUAUUCUACAAGAACUGACAUUAUUCUAGUCUAGCCAGUAGCAGUAGGUCAACAAAAUUGAAAAGGUUUGUUGGAGAGAAGAGUAAUACCACUCAGGGUUCUGACCUGAAUUGUUGGAAAAUAGUGCUAUUCACAAAGCCAGAAAAUACAGUUGGAGUAUACCAGGUUUUAUAGGGGCAAUUAGUGAGAGUUGUAGUAGGGAAAGUACGUAUUCAGUUCAACUUAAAAGUUUAAUUUGAGACAGCUGUGGUAUAUCUAAACAAACCUCGACAGUUGGAAAUAGGGAAUGGAGUUGAGCAUAGUGAUCUAGCCAUUAAUUGACAAUGUUGAGGUAAUUGUGGAUGUGUAGAAUUGAACAGAUUGCCCAGGGAUUGUGUGUUUAUGUAGGAAAAGCCAGUAACAAUCAUAGGCAGGAGCAGCACUGGUGAGAAGAAGAAAUGCAAUCAUGAUGGAAUAGUGAAAUGAACCAUUCAGAAAGAAUUAGAAGAGGUAUAAGGACACAGAAGCAAAGUAAGAACUGAAGAAUGUUCAUGAGCACUGGUAAUCAAAAGGGUGUCAGUAUCUUUGCUAGAAAAAGUUGCGUUUACCUGUAUGUUACCUUUCCUCCUUUAAAAAUGGAAAAGUGAUUCAAUGGUUUCCUACAGCUCUGGUCCCAGCAAAAAUUGUGAAUACCAACUGCCUCAUACAGGAUGGAUCCACUUUCCCAGGGAGCUGUAUCUGGCCACAGGAUUCACAUUCUAUUGCUUGCCUGAACCGAGGGAUUUUUGCAGCAAUAUUAAAGUAUUUAGGCAUCAUGCUGUGAUUUCAGAUUUUCCAGUGAUUCUAACUCCUGAUGAUACUUCAGCUAAUAAAAGUUGUCCACCAGAGCUACUAUGGUUUAUGGUACAACUAUAUGUGACUGUCUUUAAAAAUUAAAUAUAAGCACCUCUAUUUGCAUCUGUUCGAGUCCCAGCAGCUAUUUCUUACCAGUGAUUUAAGUAGAAAGAAAUGUCUUGGCUACAUAACCUAUGGAGCAACCAAGUCAUCCAGUAUAUUGUUAAAAUAUUUAAAGUUCACUUUAAAAUGAAAAUUUUUCAUGUGUCUUAAAAGAAAGCCAACAAUUUUUAAUACCAAAAUAAACUUCCCCAAACAUAAAAUGAAAGCAUACUUAUUAGGCAUUGGGGCAGCACAGCCAACCUGUAGCAGGAAGCAGAUUGUCCUUAUCCUCUUGUUAGUACAAAGACAACAGUAGGUGGGAUGUGAUGAACAUCUGGAGAUUGUUUUGAUAAAUUACAGGUUUGUAGAAGAGAUGGAGUUUGCUGAAGGGCCAUUCUGUCAUCUAUCUACUAGGUUAGCCUAGUAAAUGAGGCCUUGAAACUAGCUUUAUGGCUUCAACCUUCGGCCUAUAAAACAUUUUCAUAUCUUAUAAGGAAAAAAUUUUUAUACCUUAAGACAAAAUGCAUUCUGGUGUUUUCUAUAUAGUAUCACUUUUUAAUGUUGGGUACAGACUGCUAAAUUGAAUUUACUUCCCACAAUUUGAACUACACUGCCUUAAAAGCUUAGCCAUUGGGCAAAAUGACUUGUAAAUACUAAAACACGAAGGGACAAAAUUGUUCUGAGAGGCUUAUGACAUAACAAUCCAAGUUAAGCCUCAUUCUUCCUAGCCCCUUUAUAUUAUUAUUUUCAGCAGACCUAAAUUUAAAUAAGCAUUAAUCAGAAAACAAAGAUCAGAAGUGCUGGUCAUCCCUCAAAAGGUUAAAGUAACAAGUUCACAGACUCAAAAACCAUAUAACAAAAUAAUCUGUUUCAAGAGCAAAUAUAAAAAUUCAGACAUUAAAAAGAUAAGAGAUGGGAAGUUAGCUUGGCAGAGUAUAAAAUGAAGAUGUGAAAAACUGGAAAAAUGAAACCUUGGAAAACAAAAUGUAAGCAAGGCAUUGAGAAAAUAGGCUGGAGAAAAUUAAAAAUGGAGAAUAAGAGCAGAGAUAAAAAAAAUCCUGCAUUGUAUAAUUGACAUUCCUGAUGAGAACUGUUAGCAAAUCAAACUUUUAAAAAUUCAAAUAGAAAAAAUUCCUGAAACAAUAAAAACCUAUCAAGAAAUAUCCUGGUGCGUUUAAGAGAAAAUAUCAAAUCAUUCAUAGGGAAAAAUCAAGGUCUCAGAUCUUACAGCAUACUUCAUGGGGCAGUGACUGUGCCAGGAAUUUUAUACCCAACCCAAGUUGUCUUUAAAAUAUAAAGGGAGCAGACAUUCUCAAGGAUGCAAAAACUUAAAAGUUACUUUAGAAAGAACUGUGUGACCUAUGAAAUUAGCCGAGCAAGAAAUGAAUCAAAUUAAGGACCUAGGAAAAAAGUAGUAGUAAAAGGAGUGGUAGUGAAUAUUGCAGAAACUUCCAAUAAAUACGAGAAAUGGUUUAGUAUUUGAACAUUGUCUAUAUAGGAAUAAUACAGCCAGGAAGGAGAGAAACUCUAAGUGUGCUAGUUUCAUUUCUCAUAAUAGGAGUCAUAUAUACUGUCUAAUUAAAAUAAUUGUCCUCAAUUUUCAGAGGAAACUUAGAACUAGGAUCUCAUAGAAAAUUUUAAAGUUGAACAUUUUGUCACCUUCAUAUUUUUCUUGUUAAAUCCAAGUAAAAUUAAUUUGCUAUAUUUACUCAAUACAACACAUGAGCCUGCUUUUUAAUACUGUAUACAUAUGUCUAUGUUUAAGAGAGAUGGCUAGAAUGAAUAAAAUUCUCCAGAUAAUAGUAUUUAU
Messenger RNA from Phyllostomus hastatus (greater spear-nosed bat), 4495 nucleotides. RefSeq names its product pre-mRNA processing factor 38A (gene PRPF38A). Gene Ontology annotation, cellular component: precatalytic spliceosome. Bases 182 to 1120 code for a protein of 312 amino acids. The record is from RefSeq and is a predicted model, not a curated record. Lineage: Eukaryota; Metazoa; Chordata; Mammalia; Chiroptera; Phyllostomidae. The transcript is spliced from 10 exons.